This is a messenger RNA of Xenopus tropicalis (tropical clawed frog), 2344 nucleotides long. RefSeq names its product jumonji domain containing 6 (gene jmjd6). Gene Ontology annotation, cellular component: nucleolus; nucleoplasm. Gene Ontology annotation, biological process: chromatin remodeling. Gene Ontology annotation, molecular function: metal ion binding. NCBI's taxonomy places the organism in Eukaryota, Metazoa, Chordata, Amphibia, Anura, Pipidae. The record is from RefSeq and is marked provisional.
CGGGGAUGAACCACAAGAGUAAGAAGCGCAUCAAGGAGGCGAAACGCAGCGCCCGGCCGGAGCUGAAGGACUCGCAGGACUGGUGCCGCCAUAAUUACUGCGAGCUCUACUCGCUGAACCCCAGUGUUGUACGGGAUAAUGUCGAGCGCGUGGACGCCGCCCACUUCACCAUAGAGGAGUUCAUCGAACGCUACGAAAAACCCUACAAGCCGGUGGUUAUCCUCAACGCCACAGCUGAUUGGCCGGCUCAAGAAAAAUGGACCCUGGAACGGCUAAAGCGCAAGUACCGCAACCAGAAGUUCAAAUGUGGGGAGGACAACGACGGUUACUCGGUGAAAAUGAAGAUGAAGUACUACAUCGAGUACUUGGAGGGGACGCGGGACGACAGCCCCCUGUAUAUCUUUGAUAGCAGUUACGGAGAACACCCCAAAAGGAAGAAACUACUAGAGGAUUAUGAGGUGCCCAAGUAUUUCCGUGACGACCUGUUCCAGUUUGCGGGGGAGAAACGGCGCCCUCCGUACAGGUGGUUUGUGAUGGGGCCGGCACGUUCUGGGACUGGAAUCCAUAUCGACCCUUUGGGCACCAGCGCCUGGAACUCUUUAGUCCAUGGCCAUAAGCGCUGGUGCCUGUUUCCCACUAAUGUGCCACGGGAACUGAUAAAAGUGACACGGGAUGAGGGGGGGAAUCAGCAGGAUGAGGCCAUCACCUGGUUCACCGUUAUUUACCCGCGCACUCAGCUUCCGUCAUGGCCGCCUGAUUUUAAACCUCUGGAGAUUCUGCAGAAGCCUGGAGAGACGGUGUUUGUCCCAGGAGGUUGGUGGCACGUGGUCCUCAAUUUGGACACCGCCAUCGCGGUUACCCAGAACUUUGCCAGCUGCUCUAAUUUCCCCGUUGUUUGGCACAAAACUGUGAGAGGGAGGCCCAAGCUUUCCAGGAAGUGGUACAGGAUUUUGAAGCAGGAGCGUCCAGAGUUGGCAGCACUGGCAGAUACUGUGGACCUGCAAGAAUCCACAGGUAUUGCAUCCGACUCCUCCAGUGAUUCUUCUAGUUCAUCUUCCUCCAGCUCUUCGGAGUCCUGCUCAGAGGAUGACUCAAGUUCUGGAGCGGAAAUGAUGUCCCAUAGAAAGAAGAAGAGAAGAAUCUGCAGUGGGAUGGGGAACGGCGACAGCACCACACAGGACGACUGCGUGAGCAAGGAGCGCAGCUCCUCAAGGUGACACCAAGCAAAGGCCAAGCAACCAUUGUUCCCAGUUCUACGAAUAUGGUGACUCCCACUCCUGCCCCCUGUGCUGCUACACACCCGCAGAGCAAAGCAGUCUUACUGUUUUAUAUUAGAUCUCACACAGACUGUAUUUAAUAGGCCGGAAUACAUGGGAUUAUCAGUCUUUUAGCCAAAAAGCCAGUUAGGCCAAGACGUUCCUCCUUCUCAAGGUUUGUGGCCUCCAUCUCUCCUUCAACUUUGCUGCUUCAUUCCAGCUGUCUGGCCGGCACUCCGCACACAGGGGGCCUCUCUGUCUGUAUUUGGGGAUUAACAGCUACAGCUUUCUGCUAAUAGAAGUCUAAAAGGGAAAGUUCGACAGAUAUCCCCUGAAGGAGUGCCGCAUCGACUGAGCAGCAUGUACAAUACCUUUAGCAGCCCCCUUCUUUAUAAAUGUGUGUCUGGGAAUCAAAGGGAAUCUAAACCCAAAUAUCCAAUUGGCCAAAUGGAAGAAAACACCGUUUUCAGCUACUUCCCAAUAUACAUUCAUUACACAUUUUUACUGGUUUUAAAGUUAUCUGUAACUAUAACUGCAGCGACCGUCCCUUUGUUCUCUCUGCACUGGCUUUUGAGGCCAUGUAGAAGCCAGCUGAUUGGCAAACCUGCAAAGGCUGACUUCUGCUACAUUGUUUCAGGAGUCAGAACUAGGGAAAAGAAAGAUAUAAACAGAUAUAAGCAGCAGUGGCACUUACCCAUGACUUUAAAACCAUUGCAAAUGAGUAACGACUGUAUAUUGGGGAGCUGCUUAGAAGGACAUCUUUUGUGUUUUUGGGUUUACAUUGCCUUUAACCAGGCCUAGUACUUAAUGCACUGCAGCACAAGCAACAUAAACCUCCAUUUAUAUAUAUAAAUACCCUUUAAACCCAUUUAAAGAGACAAUACACGCCAAUAAUCCCAGAGAAUUCUUUUUAAACGGAUAAAUCCUGAUCUAAUUUGUGUCGGAAUUACCUUUAAUAUCACUCGAAAGCCGAGAUUUUUAAAGUCUGUGAUUGCUCUGUUAAUUUAAAACUGUAAUUUUUCUCUUGUUUUUUUUUUUUUAAUAUAUAUUUUUUUCUAACAAAAAUAAAAGUCACAUCUAAAGGUGAA